AUGUCGUCUGACGUCGGACUACGGUUUCCCGUGUGGGACCUGACUCUUAGCAAAUAUGAAGAAAUCGACAACCUACCCCUAAUGUCGACGCCAGGACCUAUAUUGAUGAUUUUGGCUGCAUAUUUAUUAUUCGUAAUGAAGGUUGGACCUGCUCUAAUGCAUAAAAGAGAACCUUUCAAAAUGACCUCUGGACUAGUGCUAUAUAAUGCACUCCAAGUUAUAUUAUCCGCCUAUAUGGUACAAAAAUACUUCCGACACUUAUUGAAUAAUGGCAUAACACCAAGAACAUGCAAUAUUGAAACUGACAGUCAAAGAAAAGAGAUAUUAUUUUCGAUAUGGCUAUAUUUUGCUGCGAAAGUCUCCGAAUUAUUUGACACAGUAUUUUUCGUGUUAAGAAAGAAAUAUAAUCAAGUGACAUUCCUCCACCUCUAUCACCACUCUAUUAUGAUGAUAGGAACAUGGGCCUAUUUGAAGUACUGGCCCUCAGAAACUCUCUUCUUCAUCGGCUUCUUCAACUCCUUGGUCCAUGUUUUCAUGUACACAUAUUACGGACUUGCAGCAUUAGGACCGUCUGUUGCUAAAUAUAUCUUCUGGAAGAAAUAUAUGACUAAAUUUCAGUUGGUACAGUUUGUGUGCAUCAUAAUUCAUUAUAUAGUCGCUGUUAAUCGUUCUGAAUGCCCACCAUCAAGAGGGGUAGCUACCUUUAUAGGUUGUAACACAGCUUUUUUCUUAUGUCUCUUCUUACAUUUUUACAGACAAAGCUAUAUAAACCGUAACAAAAAUAGUACAGCAAAUGGAAUUGUCAGUAAAACUAGUGAGAAGAAAGCA
Molecule: messenger RNA, 828 nt
Organism: Brenthis ino (lesser marbled fritillary)
Lineage: Eukaryota; Metazoa; Arthropoda; Insecta; Lepidoptera; Nymphalidae
Source: the annotation of a GenBank genome assembly